Messenger RNA from Haliotis rufescens (red abalone), 4258 nucleotides. RefSeq lists its product as uncharacterized. The record is from RefSeq and is a predicted model, not a curated record. The transcript is spliced from 26 exons. NCBI's taxonomy places the organism in Eukaryota, Metazoa, Mollusca, Gastropoda, Lepetellida, Haliotidae. Bases 98 to 3991 code for a protein of 1297 amino acids.
ACUUUCUCUGUCAAAGAAUGGUUCCAUGCCGUCAUUGAGAACAGCGUUGUGAGACGGGAAAUUUACGUAUAGAGAUACACAUACAAAAAAGGAAAUAAUGCAGAACAUACCAAAGCGAGAAUUGUGCUUAGACAGCAAGGAUUUUCGGCGUCCUCGUUUGAAACCAAUCACAAACAGCAUUUCUGCAAUUAAAAGUAACUUUGUGAAGAAAGGUGCAUUAAAUGUAGCUCCAUCAAGGAUACCCGAGCACCUGUUGGAUAUCAGAGAUGCCUUCAUUUCACUGCUGAAGACGGACGGAAUUCUGUACCAUGAAAGCAUUGUAAAUGGUGAAUAUACGAGUGACAAAGACACAACAAGCCUUUUGUAUUUAUCAGAAUCAUUGGCAACAUUACUAGAUUUCCCUGUGUCAAGAACGCAAGGAAAUACGAGAUGUGACAUCUUCAUAGCAAUGCCCCAUCAACCCCUCAUGGUGCUGACUCUGAUUGACCAUGGCAGUGAAACUGAGGAGAUAAGAAAUUAUAACACCAGUGUGGCCAGAGAAGUGACUUCAAAACUACGCAGGUUUACCAAUGAGAGCAUCAACGUCAUUCAUGGAGUUUUGAGUUUGAGUGACCUGACAGACACUGAUACGUGCUUCAUAAAGUUACAGAGAAUUGCAGCAUUAGGUGCAUCCUUUGUUCCGAAGACUUCUCUAUUGAUGACUCCAUCAAAAUAUGAACACGUGAUGAUGGCCUUCUGGGCAGCUGUUGCUGAGACAAAGUCAGUCCUGACAGAGACAGGUGAAGUAGAUGACAGUUGUAUCAACUUUCUCACCACAGAUCAGUGUGUAUAUCUUGUGGAGAACAUUGACAGUAAAUAUGUUCAGGCAAGAUGGGAGCCCGGCAGUGGAACGACAACUCUGAUGCUGGAGGUGGCCAGGAGGCUGAGCAGACUGGGGGAAACUCUCCUGAUAUGCAACUCACUGGAAGAGAGGGACAGACUCAGGUCAGUUCACUCGUCAACAAUCUCGACAUUUGAUGUGGAAGAUUGGAACAUGUCCAAGUUAGAGAAUGUGGUGCAUGAAACUGGGAGUUAUCUGUUCGAACCUUGUGGUCGGCAAUGGCUGUUCCUGAAAGGUUCUCCAAACAGGUCACGUGAUACACUUAUACAAACCAUUAAUACAUCAAACGGGAAGGAGGAUGGUUUCAAUUAUUUCAACAGCAAAGACUUUCUGCGCCCGCAGUUACAGCAGACAAGAGAACAUAUCACUGACAUUAAGCGUCACUACAUGAGCAAAGGCGUCGUCAACAUCGCUCUAACCAACCUGCCGGGCCACAUAGUGGACGUCAAAGACAUGCUGCUUUCACUACUGGAAACUGACGAAUCCCUGUAUCGUUGCAACAUUGUCACUGGGGGAGAACUGGACACCUGUGGUGACACAACGUGUUUUGUGCAUUUGACGGAAUCCUUAUCAAUAACACUGGACUUUCCAGUGUCGGAAAGACCAACUCCAAUAAGAUGUGACAUGUUUCUAGCCAUUCCCCACCAGCCCCUGGUUGUACUGACAGUGAUAACUUGUGACAAGGAAACUGAUAUGGUACGAAGUUACAACACCUCAGUGGCCAGAGGAGUGACUGCAAAAUUACGUCGGUUUACCAAUGAAAGCAUUAAUGUUAUACAUGGAGUUGUUUGCACGAAUGAUAUGAAAGAUCCUGGAGUGUUCUUUGCAAAGUUACAAAAUAUUGCCUUGAGAUCUUCAGCAUUCGUUUCCAAAUCUUCCUUGUUGAUGAACUCAUUCAAGUAUGACCAAAUACUUAUGGCAUUCUGGGCAGCAUUAGCUGAGACAAAGGUAGAUCCAAACGAGAGUCAGUUAGGAUUUCUUACAAAAGAAAACUGCAUCCUUUUGUUGGAAAAUAUAAACAGUAACAACGUUAUGGUGAGGCUUCAUUCUAAACGCGAAGCCACCGUCCUGAUGCUUGAGGUGGCAAGGAGACUGAGCAGACUGGGCGACACUCUGCUGGUCUGUCGGUCAAGGGAAGAGAGGGACAGAUUGAGAUCAGUGCACGCAUCAACAAUAUCACUGAAUGAUGUCUGGAAGUGGGAUCUAUCAGCGUAUGAGAACAUUGUUCUUGAUGCUCGCAUUUUGCCCUGCAGGCCUCGAGGUCGAGUGUGGCGAUUUCAAACGGAUCCAACCAGUGUUGAAGAAUUCAAGAUUCGGUUACAGACAGCAGAGAAGGAAGUACACGAGAUGAAGAGACAACUCUCUGGUCUGCACGAUGAUAAGUGGAAAGGGCAGAUGGAGUACUGGUUGUGGGAAGUGGAUGUUCUCAAGUUACUCCGUUUGAUACAGGAAUUUGAUGUCUCCAACAUUCUCAGAUCGAGCAUGAUUGCUGAGCCAUUGAAGAAGGGAUUAUCAUUAGAGGAUGACAAUGGUGACCGGUCGACCGAUGUUCGUCGAACACAGAUAAUGCAGCUCAAGGACGGAAUUGAAAACCAGAAGGACCUUUUCCAACUUUUAAGAUCGGCGGUCAUUGAGGAUAAAACCCAGCUUUUCUAUCUCCAAGACCUAGCAAUAUCAUUUGCAAAGGCAUCCGAACCUGCAAAGCAGUUCAUUGAAGAAAAGCCAAAGAGAUUCUUUGGCAAGGCUGUGGCAACGGUUAGAAAAAAAGUGAGUGGAUUCCGCAAGAAGGUGAAGCAUCAAGAACAAAAGACAAAACAGUCCAAGAUAGACAACAUUGCACAUGCAUCUCUGUUGGACUCGGCAAAAGAUAAAACAAUGAAGGACUCGCCAUCCGAAACAUCACUGACGGAAUGGACAUCUGAGACAUCACUGAAGGAUCCGGCUUCUGUUCAUUCGCUGAAGGAUUUGGAGGAAAGUCAGGAGAGUUUUGAUGAUAUAGAAAAGCUUGCAGAAGACUUGGAUAUCGUGGAACAGGAGAAGGACAAAGUAAUGCUGCAGCUGAGUCCUCUAUAUACAGCUGAGUGGCAGAACACAUUAAACUACGUGGACCGGAACAUGCCACGAUUUGAUACUACUGACUAUCAAUGCCAGGACCAUCUAAUGUUCGGAGAUUCUUCUCAGACACCACGUGACUCCCCAGAUACUGACAACCAACGGAGACAAGCACAGAAAAGCCACGUCCUUCAAAUAAGACAGUUUCAACAGGGAAGACUCAGCAGAACACCUUUGUACGCAAUGCUUGAAAGUAUGAUUGCAGAUCACAAGGCAUCAUAUCAAGACAGUAUUCUCUCUAUGAAGCAAGGUGGUUCUGCCCUCCACAAUGUGGGAGAUAUCAGUUCAUGGCUUCCUGUUUUGUGUCCUAAACUACAUCUGGACGCCGCUCGAGCCAACACAGAUUGGUGCCACGUUACUACAGACGGUGAGCUGGUCAACUCGCGGCCCGACACACGGCCUGAUGAUAACAGGCGCAGGCUACGGAAGUAUAGGGGGACCUGUGCCUCCACCCCCAUCCCCCUUCCUCCACCCCAUCCCACUCUCAUCCCGGUAUACAGUACUCCCAGAUACUGGGAGACACUAACCAGGGUGAGGGUGAUGGAUGGAGAGUUGUUGACGUGGUGGCCUGUCCUGGAGAUGGGGCUGAGGGAGGCAGGACAGGUGGACAGUAACUGGUGGACUUCUCUACAGCCUCGCUCCUGGGAUGUCCGUGUAGGGAGAUGUGGCAGACACGGGAUGAGUCUCUGCACCACGGUGUGGCGGGACAGGGAGCCGGGCGAGUGUCAGCAGAACACCAUAUCCCGCACUCCCGGCACACAGGCCACCCUCCACUAUGGUGUUGUGCUGGAUGUGGGGAGGGGCAAACUUGCCUUCAUUGAUCUGAACAGGGGCGUUGUUUUAGCCAAGUAUAAUGAGACGUUUAGGGAAGACAUGUACCCCAUGUUUAGUGUGGGGUGGUGGCCAGAGUACUACACUAUCAACAUGAAACUGAUCAGCGGGGAAGACAUCGUCAUCACCGACACCAAGAAGUCACUGAUUCACGAUGCGCUGACUUAGGACAUGACGCUGUGUGAAGUUAGCAGUGUAAUUCAAGGUUGUAGAAUCUGCUGUGUCAAUGACGAGAACUGAACUGAGUGAAGCGGACAUAUACGAGUCCGGUUUGUUUCCUAUUUCAUGUUACAAAAACUAACAAAGUUAGCUAAACGUGAUGGUUUGCGACACGAGAGACUGUGUAUAAAAAGUAUUUAGAAUUAUCACAUGAGUAUCUGUAUGUUGACAGUAUUGCUGUAGUGACUUCCAAUAUGAGACACUGUGUGAUGUUUU